This is a messenger RNA of Aspergillus welwitschiae, 1141 nucleotides long. RefSeq lists its product as uncharacterized. The transcript has a single exon. Lineage: Eukaryota; Fungi; Ascomycota; Eurotiomycetes; Eurotiales; Aspergillaceae. The record is from RefSeq and is a predicted model, not a curated record. The coding region runs from base 564 to 965 and encodes 133 amino acids.
ACGCGGCACUAGUGCGAUAUUGACAGGUGAUGAAGCUGUUCAAGGGGCAGCCUCAAUUUUGCUGUGACUCAGCAGCACAUGAGAUAACCUGUGUAGAACGAGAUUCAAGCGUGCCUAUACACCAUUGAAUAUCAUGUUAAGUUUGUCCCAGAAUUCUUUUUGGAAACAAGAAUCAACCAAGGUUCGCUCAGCCGCGGUCAUCUGAUUGGGCGUCCGCACUGGCAGAAGCCGAGAUCCCAAGUUGUGGCUGCCCUUCAUCCUCCACGUCCUUUCAACCUUCUGUCUGCCACCACAAUACUUACAUUUCAAAGAAUCAGCAGGGCAGUGAAGCAGCUCAGGUCACACAACUGCCGCCCAUAGCACGUCUAAUCCCAGACACGGGCGGUUAGACCCGAGUAUUUCCCCUUUACCAAUCACCUUCCGAGGAAACACUGCUACCACCACACUUGCGGUCGGCAUCCAGCUCUACCACUACAAAUUCCCCGUUACCUGUCCUUCGUGGAGAUGUCAUAUACUCAACCAUAAAUCAAUGGCUUAACCCGGAUUACACGAAUUAAAGAACGAUGUUCUACAACGCCCUCAUCCGAACCCACCACAUCACAUCCCGCAAAAAGGUGUCUGCGCUGAAACGCGCAGCCGACAUACACAAUUGCUUCGUGCUUCUGCGCUCCGGUGGAUGUCCUGGGAUAAUGUAUGUCGAGGCGAAAGACCAAGGCGCUGUUGAGUCUUGGGUGACUGUCGUUCGGAAACUACGGUACAAGGAUUUUCAACUAGCUACGCGGCCAGGGCUUCUCCACGACGAGAAUCAAACAGAGCUUCGAGAUCAGCAGCAAUUACCCCAGACGAAAAUGAGGGAUAUAAGAGCCGGUGUGUCGGAGGUAGAAACCGUCAAGGAGUUUGGAAGUUUAAUGGAACAACGCGGUGUCUGGAAAUGGUGGAGGAAGGGGAUGGGAUACGUUGGCUGAUGUUGCGAUCGCUGCAAGCGCAUGCUCAACUCAUGGAUUGGGCUCUCAUCCUUAUGGCUACCUCUGCCCUUGGCUACAGUUCAGCCCGGCAUUCUGCGGGAUCUAAGGUCUGGACUCGCGGUUCUGGAACCAGCUUACUAGUCACCAAGAUUGGAGGCCUCAUGUGUCAGUCUGCA